This is a messenger RNA of Fonticula alba, 1221 nucleotides long. RefSeq lists its product as hypothetical. The coding region runs from base 1 to 1221 and encodes 406 amino acids. The transcript has 3 exons. NCBI's taxonomy places the organism in Eukaryota, Rotosphaerida, Fonticulaceae. The record is from RefSeq and is a predicted model, not a curated record.
AUGGCCCCGAUGAAUGCCCUGUCCGACGGCUGCUCCAUCUUCUUCACGGACCGCACUCGGAGGAUGCUCCUUCGGCUGGGACCGGGGAGCGGUAAUCCACUGCCCGUCGGUGUUAAUGAGAGUCCCUUUCAUUUGUUGCCGGCCGGCCAGCAGCGGGUCAACAUUUUGCCGGAUUCCGGAACCCCGCAGAGGUAUGACCUGAUCAGGUCGGUGAAACUGUCGCCCGAGCUGCAUCCUGACGAGGAUGCCUUCCCAUGGCUGCCGACGCAUUUCGCCCCCCUGGCGGGUGUCGUCUGUCCGGGCGGGCGCUUGGCCGCGAGAAAGGCCUUCAAUCUCUCGAGUAUGCCGGACCCGAGGUGGAAUUGGGCGACCCCGAGGCGGUGGAUGUGCAUCCAUGAGGGGCUGUUGGUGUCGUUCUUGUUUUUGCCAAGUGGACGGUCGCCCGACCUCCCGCCCCUUUCGGAGACGAUCUACUCCCCGACACUCGAGUUUGUCAGGUCCCUGGUGGACAAGCAGCUCGAGGUGCGCUUUGGCCCGGGACGUGUGCUGCUCGGAUCGGCUCUCCGCGGAAUGCCCCGGCUGGUGGUUGAGGGAACGCUGGCUUUCGACUUUUGCCUGCGAUCUCGACAACUGAAGUCCGGCCACUUCCCCUCGGUCGGCAGGCUGGCAAGUCCAAGCGACUCGGGGCCUUCGGACGAUCUUCCGGAGCACCCCCGGUCGGGGGGCCCGGAGGCCGGGUCGCCGCCGGGGAACCACUCGGCCGAGACCACCGAGCAGGAGAUCUUCUUCCUUGCGAAUGCCUCCCUGAAGGGGGUCCAUCUGGAGUUGGUAGAUGGCCACAUGAAGGUGGCACCCCCAGUGAGCCUGAUUCACUGGCGGGUCCUGCGGUCGGUGGACAAGGAAAUUUCCCUGCUCAAGGAGGAGGAUCUGAUUGAGGCGCUAGUGUCGCCCAAAGAUCGACCCUUGAGCAUCUCCGCCCGCAUGGCCGUGGUGUCGUCGGAAAAGGACUUCAAGCUGGCCACGUGCGCCGAGACCCUGGGAUGCGCCUGGCCGACGAUCCUUGCGCGCCCGGCGUGGGGGAUCGACGAGGAACCGUGGCGACCGAUCGAGUUUGACCCGGCCAAAUGCAGCGGUGUGAAUAUCACUGCCUCUGCGAUUCGGCGGGAGGAGCUUGCCGCGCCGAGUGUCCUCAUCCGAGUGACCAACAGCGAGUGGAACUAA